Labeo rohita (rohu) is the source of this 5283-nucleotide messenger RNA. It is a transcript of the gene phactr4a, whose product is annotated as phosphatase and actin regulator 4a. The transcript is spliced from 14 exons. Bases 386 to 3601 code for a protein of 1071 amino acids. Gene Ontology annotation, biological process: actin cytoskeleton organization; neural crest cell migration. The record is from RefSeq and is a predicted model, not a curated record. Lineage: Eukaryota; Metazoa; Chordata; Actinopteri; Cypriniformes; Cyprinidae. Gene Ontology annotation, molecular function: actin binding.
UGUAGCAACCUAAGGUCAAGACCGUAGAGACCAGCUCCCAUCUCCUCUGGUCCCCCUGCAGAAAAAUUCGGCACCGGGUAUGACUGGCAUCCCAGCCAGCUGACGUGCUUCAGACGAGCGGCGUAUGUUAUUUAUGAAGUCAAGGCUGCUGAGAGGGAGGAGCCUUCAAGGAGUUGUUGACUUAGAGUGAGCGAGCCAGCAAAACAGAAGUUGUGAAGUUAGAAGGAGGGACGAACGGGGCGAGCGCGAGCUCCGACGUCUAGGAUUACAGAGCGGGAGUACCUGCUUGCUGAGAAUAGUGGAACUGUGUUUUGCCCUCCCUGCCGCGGGCCCCGGGACAGGCAGAGGACGGGGCACACCGGACGCAGGGGUACAGGGCAAGAUUAUGGGACAGGGAGCGAGUACUCAGACUUUAAACCCGAACCUUGCCUACAUAACAGAUGAUGAAGUGGAUCAUAGUACGCCGGAGAGCGAUGGAGGACCUCCAGGAGCAGGAACCCCUUCGGCAAAGGGCAAGGGCAAGUUCCCCAGCCUGGGCAAGAUCUUCAGACCCUGGAAGUGGAGGAAGAAGAAAAGCAGUGACAAGUUCAAGGAAACGUCAGAAGUGCUGGAGAGGAAGAUGUCGAUGAGGAAGCCCAGAGAGGAGCUGAUAGAGCGAGGGUUACUGAAGGACGUCCCAGAGAAUGAGAGCAAUGACGUGAAUCACAAAGCUCCUCCAGUGAAGAAUGGACACACUGCUCCAGUGCCUGGAGAGCGCAGGCCAGAUGCAGGCUCAGAGGUCAAGGCGCCUUCUUCACGGCCACAGGGAGAAGAACAGAGGAACAGCCUCGCACCUGAACCGGAGCGCCGCAACCGAGCGCCCUCCGACGUUAGUCGCAACCGUCAACCACUGGACGUGGAUGCUCGGACACGGUUACCACCUGAAACAGACCGACGCAGCCGACUGGAGUCGGACAUGGAGAGACGAGCAGGAUCGUUACCUAGGGACAGACAAGGACAGGAGGAGGGACGAUACCGGCGUGAGGAAAGAGACGAGAAAGCAAGCAGGGACAGAGAUCGACGGGAUAGGAAAGACGACAGGGAAGGACGAGGCGAACGUAGAGAUGACAGAGACAGACGAGACAAGAGACCGGAUAAAGAGGACUGGCACGGUAAAGGCGACCGAGAUGAGCGUGAGAAAGAUAGGAGGAAUGAUAGAGAAAAGCGGGAGGAGAAAGACUGGAGAGAAAACAGGGAUAGGAAACAGCCACGAGACAGGAAAGAGGAUCACGAAAGGCGGGAUGAGCCGGAGAGAGUAGACGAGCGAGAACGAAAGGAACAGAACGAAAGAAGGGAAGACAGGGAACGAAGAGAGGAACGGGACAGACGUGAGGAGAGAGACAGAAAAGACGAAAGAGAAAGAAGAGAUGUCAGGAGGCCAGAACCCGUGAAACAAGUGUCUGAUGCGAAACCAGUCAGGCCUCAGUCAGAACAGGACCGGCGGCCCAUUCUUCAGAAGAGCACGUCUGAUAUUGGACAGAAGGUCCGGCCCGUUUCAGAGGCCAUCCAGAGCAGCACACUGCCACGAUACACAGCCGCAGAGGAAGAAUCAAGGGCACGAGCAGGAUCAGUGGGUGUGCGGUUUAUUCCUGAGCCCAAACCUGCACCAAGUACCUCCACUAAAGAGUCCCAGCCACCCCCUAAACAGGCUAUCCUCCCUCCCAAAUGGCUGAUGGCUUCUUCCUCCUCCUCCACUGAGACUGCUCCAGUCCCAUCCUCAUCCUCCUCCUCUGCAUCAUCAUCGUCAUCAACAUCAUCCUCAUCCUCUGCUCCUCCCAUUGCUAAGCCCCCUCCUCGAACUGUGUCUUUAAAUGUAGACGACUCCUUCCGCAUUAAUCCCAUUCCUCCCUUAACAACAACAGACCGUGAAGUCCCGCCCACUGUGCCCGCCCACUCCACUCCGCCCACUGUUCCCGCCCACUCUUCCCCUCCUACUGUUCCUGCUCACUCCACUCCUCCCACUAUCCCCGCCCACUCUACUCCUUCUACUGUUCCUGCUCACUCCACUCCUCCCACCAUCCCCGCCCACUCUCAUCCGCCCACUAUCCCCGCCCACUCCACCCCUCCCUCUAUUCCCGCCCACUCAAACCCUCCACCCCCUACUGCUCCUAAACAGCCACCAGUGCCCCCUCCCAAACCCACCCAUCACAACAGCAACACUGCACUGCAAGCUUCAACAUUACAAAGAAAUUACAAAGCUUCGCCUCCUCAGUACUGGACGAGCUGGAGAUGGCAGGCCGAAUCUGGAGUCUAUCUCUCCCUGCCAACCUACCUCAGCCAAAGGGGCGCUCAGCUCCGCCCAGUGGAUUCCUCUCAAGUCCCGGUCCCAGUUAAGCGAUCUCCUCCCAUUCCCCCAAAGAGGAUGACUCCUGUGACCAAACGCCACUCAGACGACUCUUCGGCCAAUCAGCCUGAGGCUCCGCCCCCCGGCCCAACCUCCGUUCCGGUCCCAGCCCCUGUUUCUGCCCCGCCCCCUGCCCAAUCAGACGACAGCAGAAACUCAAACUCUGAAGCGCUCUCUCCUCCACCAACCCAUAUCCCGCCAUCCCCUCCUCGCGCACACCCGUUCCCUGAGGUCCCCCACGUGGACCCACCCAGCCCCACUACAGAGCCGCCCUCGCAGCCGCCCAUACCUCUGCAUAUACGCAUCCAGAGAGCCUUGAACAGUCCAGGCCCGGUCCAGCCCAACCCGGAAGGAUCCCAGCGAGCUCAUUCGCUUCUGUUUGAAUUGCCACCGGACUUUCUCACUGAAGCCCCAGGAGGGGGGCGAUACUCGCUUCCUGUCACUAUCGAACCUUUGCGACUGCCUGAGGAUGAUGAUUUUGACAUUGAAGAAGAGCUGCAGAAGCUACGGCCCGCCCCUCGGCCCACACGACAGCCCAAUCUGGAGCCACGCAGCCGCCGCGGCCUGGUGGAAGACCCGCGGGUCAGUGUCAUUCCUGAGGACGCGGCACAUGGAAACAGCGAUGACGAGGAAAGCGAUUCUGAUGGAUCCAUCAAGUACAGAGAUGAUGAUGAUGAAGAGGAUGAUGAUGAUGACGAGGAUGUUCCCACAAGUGGUCUUGCGAGCCGCGUGAAGCGUAAGGACACUCUGGCGCUAAAGCUGGAGCGUCAGCAGGAGAAAGAGCAGUCCCAGGACCAGGAGAGCAUCACCUGGAAGAACAAAGAGCAGUGGGAAGCUAUCCGCAACAAGAUCGGCACCACCCUCACAAGGAGGUUGAGUCAGAGACCCACAGCACAAGAGCUUGAGCAGAGAAACAUCCUACUAGCCAAGAAUGAAGCAGACCGACGGGCGGAAAGGAGUGAAAUCAAGCGCAGACUGACCAGAAAGUUGUCACAGAGGCCUACAGUAGCUGAGCUGCAGGCCAGAAAAAUCCUGCGCUUUCAUGAGUAUGUGGAGUGCACUCACGCUCAAGACUACGACCGGCGCGCAGACAAACCCUGGACCAAACUCACACCUGCUGACAAGGCGGCCAUAAGAAAAGAGCUGAACGAGUAUAAGAGCUCAGAAAUGGAAGUUCAUGAGGACAGCAGGAUAUACACCAGGUUUCAUCGGCCAUAAUCUGCAUCUCUGAAGAUGAAGCCCCAGACAGAUAAAAGCUGCAGCUAAAAGCCUCCAUCUCACUCCAGCAUCCUGUUUCCCAUGAUCCUCCAGCCUGUACUGAAGAACGCCCAGGCCAUCCGCUCAGUGCUGGAGUGAAGAGGAGGAGGAAGUGGUGCGGGUGUGUGCGGGAUACUGGUACUUGAUACUUCAGACACUUUUGGGGAGUGGUUUUGGAGGGUCAGCGCUCCGUAGAGUUCCCAUGAUUCCCAAGGCCAGAGUAUUUUUCAGGGAAGAGAGGACACAGGACUGCGUGGACUGGGGUGUUUUAAUUGUCUUUACGGUACACAUGUUUCUGUGAUCGAGAAUAGGCUUGUGUACCCAACAAUAAUACUUUUAUGAAAAUUAUGACACUGGUGAUAAACUGUUUUAGUGGUGAGCGAUUGUGAGAGAGUGUGUGAGUGUAUGUGUGUGUGAUGAUAUAUGCUGUCCACUUAUGCCUUAACACUGGUACAUGACUUUUUUAGCCUGAGCUUUGACUAAUACAGAAGAAAGUCUGUUGACACUGAUGCACAUAACACUGUUUCUCACGCUGAACACACUGACUGAUGUGUGUGGAUCUGAAAGCACAUCUUUGACAUUCUCAGGACGUUGACACAGUCUCACUUUCUUUCCAUGUGCAUUUUACUGUAAUUUACCAUACUUUUACUUUUCUCACAGAUUAAAACUUGCUUUAAUAUUUCUUUUUUUUUUUUUUUUUUACAACAUAGCACUUCACUUUAGAUAAUUCAAGGUGAAUCCCACAAAAACAUGCCAUAUUUCAUCCAAAAAUCAGAAGAAAAUAAGCCCUCUAAACCACUAAGAUUUUUAGCAUUGUGAUAUUUUCAUAAUUUAAGCAUAUUUUCCCCCUAAAUUAUUUGUAUUGUUUUUUUUUUUUCUGCUUUCCUCAAUGUGCAUUCUUGUUACUGUAGUAGAUUUUCUAUCAGAGAAAAUACUAUAAUACUUUUUUCAUAUAAACAUGCAUUAAAAGCAGUAUAAAAAACUGGUUUCACAUAUUACCAUAAAGAUUUUCAUAUUACUGGAAUACGUUUUUAUUUUCUCCACAAUGCCAAAAAUGUUAAUGAUCCUAAAGCUUCACUUUCUUUAAUCAAAACAUUUUUCUUUUCAUUUUGUUGUUUGUUUUUUGUCUUUUCUUUUUUGUUUGGUUGUUUAGGGGGGGGAAUUAUGACCUUGAUAUGUUGUUGACCGGUUUUGUGAGAUUCAGCUGUAAACGAUGGUAGUUCACUGUACAAUGAACAAUUCAAAACAAAAUGGUUGAUGUUACAUCAUGCAUUCAUUGUAAAAAUCUUGGUGCAUUUUUGAGUGAUACAUAAAAAUGAAAACUAUUUCCAUAUCACUGCUGGUUUAAUGGUACACUUUGUUUUGCAGGCCACUAGAUGGCCUGUGCACUGUAUAGAGACAUGCUGUAGAUUGAUUGUAUUGUAUAUCUUGUCUUCCUGACAAACAGAAAUUUGUUUUAAUUGUAAUUAUAGUAUUACACUAUCCUGUUUUUAUAAGGUACAACAGAAUGACUACAGGUUAAGUGAUACAAUGAUCUGGUACAGAACAGCUGUAUAGUUACUUUUUUAUGUAAAGAUGUAUUAAAAGGUCUUUCAAUUAAUACAUGUACAUUCACUAUUGAUUAAAACUAAACUGUGAGCAUC